Molecule: messenger RNA, 1364 nt
Organism: Fusarium redolens
Lineage: Eukaryota; Fungi; Ascomycota; Sordariomycetes; Hypocreales; Nectriaceae
Product: Alpha/Beta hydrolase protein
Exons: 2
Coding region: 228-1271 (347 amino acids)
Molecular function (GO): hydrolase activity
Source: RefSeq, a predicted model, not a curated record
UGAGAACAACAUUGCGACCAGACGUAAUGAUUAUUUCUGACUGUAAAACUGAUAGAAAUGUUUCGAAAUGUAAGCUUAAGUCUCAGCUGGCGGGUCUGGCCUCUGAAUUGUGGGGGUGGAAGGGGAGCGUGGGGUUUCACCUCUCACCUCUGAAUCAACUGAAUCAACCUCACUUAUUGAUUCACUACAACUCUUCGAAACUUACUCCAAACUCAUGAAUCGUUACAAUGACAGGUGACACACACCGCAAGAUCUGUCAACCCCUCCACCCCGCCAUUCGUGACCGCCUGGAUCCCCAAUACGUCACCUAUCAUGAUGCACAUCUACAGUAUAUCGAGAGAGACGAAAUCAAAGAUUGGGAUGGCUCAACACGUACUAAGAAGACUUCUCUUCCUCCAGGAGGGACCAAACCUAUUCUCGUAGGAAGCAUCAGCGAUUAUGACGUUGGUAGAUUCCGAGUGAGAGUUUACACACCAACGGGUCAGUGUGAUGAACGAGGCUGGCCUGUCCUCGUUUGGUUUCACGGCGGUGGCUGGGCAGUUGGAGGACUUAACAAUGGCACAGAUCUUUGCUGCUGGGCCUGUGAGAGAGCUCGGUGUAUAGUUGUCAGCAUUGACUAUGGAUUGGCCCCUGAAAACCCAUUCCCAGCUGCAGUCGAGGAUGCGAUUGACGCCGUGAGAUGGGUCGCAUCUUGUCCAGCUGAACUACAAAAGAUCGACACCUCUCGCAUUUCCAUCAGCGGGACAUCAGCUGGUGCUAAUUUGGCGAUUGUCGCUGCAUUAUCCGCAUCGAACCCAGAAGUCCCUUUGCCGACAGCUCAACCGUCACUUCCAAAUACUAUAACACACCCUCCGAUAUCAUUGGCCUUAUUCAUACCGGUUGUUGACAAUACUGCCACAGCUGAAGGUGUAUGGAAGCCUAAUGCCGAGACUGCACCAUGGCUUACACCUGCGCGAAUGGAGUGGUAUCGUAAGCUUUACUUCACUCAAGAUGAUCAUCGCUCUCGAUGGGACGCAAGCCCUAACCUGGCCCCCGAAGCUCUCUUGAGUAAACUUCCAAAGACUUGGAUUGCUGUUGCAGAGAUGGAUAUUCUCGCACCAGAGGCAGUGGCUUUUGGAAACCAGUUGAGGGGGUUGGGAGUCGAUGUGGAAACGUUACUGGUGAAAGGUGGAACACACUCUAUUCUUUCUCUUCAUGGUGUGAUUGAUAGGGGAUAUAGUAUGAUAGAAGAUGCUGUCAAACACUUACAGGUGACUUUUGGCACGGGUUAAGAUACGAAUGCAGCUGGAAUAUGCUUCUUAAACUACUCGGAGACAAUAGGGACUAUUUAUAAGAUCCAUAUAAUUCACUAUCAACAGUGCAUU